UUUGCAUUGGGCGAAAACCGCCGUCUGAAGAAAGGAGACGCGGCUUCAUUUCAGUAAAAGUGGAUAAGAGAGACGAAAUCGACAAUGGAAAUCGCCGCUACCAACUUCUUUCUCUCCGCAAAUCCCAAGGUUAUAUAUCAUAAGCAGACAGCAGAUUGCUUUACUCCAAGCCUCACCUGCACAAGUGUGUCUUUUCCAAGUCAAAUAGUAUACAGUAGCAGAAAAAUUUCUUUGAGUAGAAGUAACAGAUUUCUUCCAGCUGCUUGUGCUGUGUUAUCAGAAGAUGUGAGUGUUUCUUCUUCUCAGUUUGAAGACUUCUCUGUCACUAGUGCUCUCAAUGAGAAUAGAGAACUAAAGAUUCGUGUAGAGGUGUCCGGUACCAAAACUCGAGCAAUUUUCAACAAUGUUUUUGAUGAAAUGGUUGCUGAAGCCCAGCCUAUUCCAGGUUUUCGAAGAGUGAAAGGAGGAAAGACGCCGAAUAUACCCAGAGACAUUCUAUUAGAGAUACUAGGACCUUCUAGGGUGUACAAGCAAGUUAUCAAGAAAGUUAUCAACUCUACUGUUGCUGCAUAUGUGGAAAAGCAGGAAGCUCUAAAAGUGGGUAAAGACUUGAGAAUAGAGCAAAGCUACGAAGAUCUUGAAGAUCAGUUUGAACCAGAUGAAAAUUUCUUUUUUGAUGCCAUUAUUCAGCUCAACAAAACAAACUAAACUGUUGAGCUAUGUCUAAUUUACUUCCACUCAAAUAUAUUGCAAUUUCUUCCAUGAAUUUCUUUGCUAGGUUGGGCAUUAUUUGUUCUUGGUUGAAGGCUAUCAUCAAUUCAACUAGAGUUAUGCUUGGAAUCGCUUUUAACUAAGAUAUAAAAUCUUUCUGGUUUAAAUAUUA
Momordica charantia (bitter melon) is the source of this 883-nucleotide messenger RNA. RefSeq lists its product as uncharacterized. NCBI's taxonomy places the organism in Eukaryota, Viridiplantae, Streptophyta, Magnoliopsida, Cucurbitales, Cucurbitaceae. Gene Ontology annotation, molecular function: ribosome binding; peptidyl-prolyl cis-trans isomerase activity; protein folding chaperone. Gene Ontology annotation, biological process: 'de novo' cotranslational protein folding; protein transport; protein unfolding. The record is from RefSeq and is a predicted model, not a curated record.